Messenger RNA from Carassius auratus (goldfish), 1648 nucleotides. Its product is annotated as cadherin-related family member 5. Gene Ontology annotation, molecular function: cadherin binding; beta-catenin binding; calcium ion binding. The transcript is spliced from 12 exons. Lineage: Eukaryota; Metazoa; Chordata; Actinopteri; Cypriniformes; Cyprinidae. Bases 164 to 1648 code for a protein of 494 amino acids. Gene Ontology annotation, biological process: homophilic cell-cell adhesion; calcium-dependent cell-cell adhesion; adherens junction organization. Gene Ontology annotation, cellular component: adherens junction; membrane; catenin complex. The record is from RefSeq and is a predicted model, not a curated record.
UGCGGUGGACUCUCACAUAUAAGUCACACACAUACUCUGUACUCGAACUCUCUUUUACACUGUCACAUCCAAAAUAAAGCAUUCUGUGGAUGGUAAUAAUGUAGCUUUGGAGAGAAAAUCUGGACACCUGGACCUGAAGAACAGUUAGAUGGGACAGUGAGAGAUGGUUUUGAGGUUGAUCUUCAGUGAACAGCCACUUUGGAAGAUUCUUAUAUUCUGCCAGCUAUACUCUGCGGUCAGCCGGCAUUCUGUAAUUGCCAGCAAUUGUGACGAUGGGCAUGACGUGUUUGCCAAAGUGAAAGAGAACAGCCUGAUGGGAACUUUUAUUGCCAACCUCAGCUUCAAUGCACAGCCAUCAUCAUCCAAUCAUUUGCACUUAAAACUUUCUGGAAAAGAUGCUGAUUGGUUUUAUCUGGAGGGAAGAACCAUAAGACUGAACUCAACAUCAACUAGGAUUAUUGAUAGAGAGAUACACGGCUCAGUUUUAACAGCAUCUGUAAGGUGUUACGAACAUAAAGCCCUACAGGCUGAACACAGGAUCUUGGUAGAGGUUCUGAAUGAGAAUGACAACAAACCCGAGUUCCUACAAAGAUCAGUUCAACCCCUGCAGCUCAGCGAGUUGACAGCGGUGAACUCUGUAGUGUUUACAGUCCAGGCCACAGAUGCUGAUGGAGACACACUCACAUACGUCAUCGAUGAAACAUCACCUGAUGCCAGGUAUUUUCGAGUGGACUUACCCAACAGUGGCAAAGUGGUUCUCAACAAGCCAUUGGACUAUGAGAUCAAAACUCAGCUCCGACUGACUCUUUAUGCAGUGGAGACGAACACAAAUGAGCAUUACAACACAACGGCAACAAUAAUCAUCAAUGUGAUAGAUGGGGACGACCAGUACCCACAGUUUCAGCCUUGCACUCUUCUCUCAGCCAAUCACAGCAACCGAAUAUGCGCCAAUCCUCUGUACACUGCCAACAUCACAGAGAACGAGCAGGACAUUGUCUUGGAUUUCUUUCCGGGUCCGAUUCAAGCUGUGGAUGGUGAUGAGGGUCUCAGAACACCAGUAAAGUACACCAUCCUGUCAGGGGCAGAUAAUGGCAGAUUCGUCAUUGACAGUAAUUCUGGAGAGGUGAGGUUAACCAGACGUGUGGAGAACAGACUGCUGAUCCCGACACUGAGACUACGUGUUAUGGCAGCUCAGACGGAUGACCCUCUGAAAUAUGCAGUGGCCACAGUUCUGGUGAGGGUCCUGGCAGAAAACAGGUUUCCGCCACAGUUUAGUCGUUCAACAUACCAUGGCUUUGUCAGCGAGAGAGCAAAUCCUGCCUCACUCGUCAUGACAUACGGCAAUAAAUUACUUAUCCUGGAGGCCACGGAUCAAGAUUUCACUGAGGGCUUCAAUCCCAGACAGCAGUAUUCUCUAAACUCCCAACACAACAGCUCUCAGCUCUUUUACAUUACACAAGAAGGACUGCUCAUCGCUAAAACCAGCCUGCUACACCCCGGCCACAAAUAUUUUCUAGAGGUAUUACAUAAGACUAAAACACUUCAUGAUUUAAAAAAAUACUACUUCAGUCUUUCAACUUCAAUAUUUUACAUUCAAUUCAAUGUGUUAAUUACUUUCUCUUUGUAUUUAUUUGUACAUUUUUUAUAG